AUGUCCUCAUGCUUGUCCCACUAUGGCCGGGCGAUGGAGGAUGGGAUGGUCCGGCUUUUUUACAACUAUGGUCUACUUGUUGGCAAGCAUCCCAAAUACUUCCUCUGGGGCUCCAUUAUCUUCACCCUCAUGUGCCUGCCCGGAUUCGCCAGACUCGAUAUGAAUCUCGAUUUGUAUAAGCUUUUCGUGCCGACUGACGCUCCAGUGAGGAUAGAAUUCGAGCGGCAGCAGGAAUUUAACCGAAUCCCUGCUGGCGAUUUUGGUGAUGGAGUAGUACCUACAACUACCCAAGCGCCACCCAGAAGCAAACGAGAAGCCGGAGAGGAAUGGUCCUGGGAUUUGGACAAUUUUAGUUUUGGACCUGGAAGUAUCAAGAAGGCAUCCGCCCGAAUCCAGCGAGCCACCGACUUCUCGCAGCUGAACGACAUCCACAAGCUCAACUUCACCGGCCAUCAUUCCGAGGCUUCACUCCGCAGCCGUCGCGACAUUGUCGACCCGGCCCCAAAACGUAAAACGAAUGCCGGCAAGAAGAAGCGCCAGCAGCGCGCAAAGAAUGAUGCGACUGUCCACGGCCUCAAAAACGACAUCCUCCGCUUCUACGUCAUCCACAAGGACUUUGACAACCUGCUCCAAUCGAAAUACCUUGGAUUACUGUGGAAAUACACGAACGAGAUGAUGAGCACUACGGCCAUGAGCGGUGAAGAAAAGUUUGAUCUCGAAGACUUUUGCCGAAAAGAGGCUAAGGAUACGAAGUGCAACAACAACCUAAACGUCUGGCUAAAGCACGCCGACACCCUCUUCAAGGAUGGAAAAAUUCGCAACAACCCCAACCUCCAGCUCUCAUAUCCCGUUAUGUACCUCUUCAACCGGCCGAAGGACAUCGGAAAUGUUAUUUACGGUGUGGAUGUGGUCGGCGAGAAGAACGAGAUUAUCGGCGCUCGAGUGCUGACGAUUCAUUGGUUUAUCACGUUCCCGAAUACCCCGAAAUACAAUGACGCUUACUCUAUCUUCCGCGACAAACUCAACGAGUUCUGGAGUUCCAAAGAAGAGGAGAGCGGUUUUACCUUCGUGGCUCACAAUGAACGCGCCAUGGACGAUGAAAUGUUGAAAAUUAUCUGGGCCGUCGUACCCUAUGCUUUCCCAUCGACCGUCUGUCUGACCCUCUUCGUGAUUUUCGCCAACUGGAGUACCAACAUUAGGAAAAACAAACCGCUGGAGAUGUGCAUGGGGGUGUGGUGCAUUAUCUUUGCCCUCAUCCAAACCUUCGGCAUCUUCUUCGCCUGUGGCGUCAAGUUCAACCCGGUCACCUCAACCAUGCCGUUCUUGAUUUUGGCUAUAGGUGUGGACGACGAUUUCCUCAUGAUGGCCGCUUGGCGAGAGUUGGAUCCAAAGAUGUCGGUUAGGAGGAGAGUUGCGUUGGUGAUGGCCGAUGCUGGGGCUUCGAUCACUUUUACUUCGUUCACCAACUUCUUCUGCUUCGGCCUCGGAUACUACCUCUGCUCUACGCCGGCCGUCGCCGAGUUCUGCUUGAUUACUUCCGUUGGAGUCAUCUUCGACUACAUCAUGCAGAUCACCUUCUUCGCCGCCGUCAUCACGCUCUCCGGGCGGAAUGAGAAGCAUGGAGGGCUUUCGAUGUGCUGCUACACGCGUUGUGGUUGCUGCUGCCCUUGUAUUCUGCCCAAGGCCAUUGAAGCUGGUGGAGCAGAGUCGCAAGAAUGUUCAGACGACUCGGUCGAUUCCGAUGAUAUCGACCCUAACCACCACGCGAAGGCCGCAAAUAUUCCCUACAUGCACCGCUGGUUCCGUGACGUCUACGCUCCGUUCAUUUUGAGAAAGGACGUGAAGGUCGCCUCUUGGGCCAUUUUCGCUAUCUACGCUGCCCUUGGCAUGUACGGAUGUUGUAUAUUGAGGGUCGAUAUCUCGCCAGUCAAAUACAUUCGUGACAACUCGCCAAUUCAGACGUUCGUCAGGCUGGCUGACAAAUACAUCUGGGCCGACAACGUCAUGCCCUCAUUCCACGUCAUGAACCCACCUGACCUCCGUGAUGCCACCCAAAGAGCAAAGUUCAAUGAACUAGUCUUCCGACUCGAGCACACCAACUACUCCAUCGGACGUGUAUCUACGAACCUGUGGAUCUGGGAAUAUCAAAAUUACCUCAACGACUUCCCGGAGAUUGGCUAUAACGAGUUCUACAGCAAGGAGCACAUGAAGAACUUUUUCAACCAGAUGGACUAUGUGCAGUACAGAGACAAGGUCAAGAUCAACAGCAAUGCUACCGGAAACGAGCCUUGCAUUACCGCCUUCUCUUUCCAGACCUCAUUCUACGGCCUGAACUCCUGGGACAAACGACAAUCCGAGCUGUUCCACUGGCGAGAAAUUAUCUCGGAGUACCCUGAAUUUGACAUCUUUUUGGCCGGCAUUUUCAGUCCCUUCCUAAUCGAUCAGCGCCGAACGAUCGCUCCCUCAACUAUGCAGACUGUCGGUUGCGCGCUUUUGGUGAUGCAGAUCAUCUGCUUCUUCUUCCUGCCUGAUGCGCAAUCCGUUUUCAUCAUGACCUGGUCACUGCUCUCAAUCUCCAUGGGUGUCUGCGGUGGACUUGCCCUUGCAGGCUCGGAUUUAGACUCUGUGUCAAUGGGCUGCAUCGUAAUGGCCAUCGGUCUAGCCGUCGACUAUUCCAUCCACAUCUGCUAUCGCUAUCACCGAUCGGAGGUCCGGCGUGCCGACGAAAAGGUGAAAGACACGCUGGCCUCCGUCGCCUGGCCAAUUAUGCAGGCCGUCGGAUCUACGCUAUCAGCCACUGUUUGCCUGAUCGUGGUCCCGGCCUAUCUUAUUCGAGUGUUUUUCCAGACCGUCUGGCUGGUGAACAUCAUCGGCCUUUUCCACGGCCUAGUCCUCCUACCCCAAAUGAUUUCCAUGCUCGACCCGGAUCUGGAGACGGAGACGGUCAAGGAGGACACGGACAAAGCCAACAAGCCCAGGAUGCCGAACAUCAAGAUCUUCUCCGGCUCAUCCCACCCAGAGUUGGCUGCCCGCAUCUGCGACCGGCUGCAGCUCGACGUCAGCAAGGCCUCGCUGAAGAAGUUCUCGAACCGCGAAACGAAUGUGGAGAUUGGGGAAUCGGUUCGUGGCGAAGAUGUCUUCAUCAUCCAAUCGGCUUGUGGUGAAAUCAAUGACAACCUGAUGGAGCUGCUCAUCAUGAUAAACGCGUGCAAGAUAGCUUCAUCAUCUCGCGUUGCCGCCGUCAUCCCGUGCUUCCCGUACGCUCGUCAGGACAAGAAGGACAAGUCUCGUGCCCCGAUCUCGGCCAAGCUUGUCGCCAAUAUGCUGUCAGUUGCUGGCGCCGAUCACAUCAUCACGAUGGACCUCCACGCUUCACAGAUCCAGGGUUUCUUCGACAUUCCGUCGUCGGUCAUCGUUUCCCCGGAUGCCGGAGGAGCCAAACGUGUCACCUCGAUGGCCGAUCGGCUCAACGUCGAGUUUGCACUUAUUCACAAGGAGCGUAAGCGCGCCAACGAGGUUGAGAAGAUGACUUUGGUCGGCAACGUCGCCGAGAAGGUCGCCAUUCUAGUUGAUGACAUGGCUGACACUUGCGGUACGAUCUGUUUGGCCGCCGACAAGCUGGUGGAGGCUGGCGCGGAUAAGGUGUACGCCUUCUGCGUCCACGGCAUCUUCUCGGGGCCCGCUCUGCAGCGCCUCAACAACUCUGCCUUCGAGGCUGUUGUCGUCACCAACACCAUCCCGCAGGAGGAGAACAUGAAGAAAUGCCCCAAGAUCCAGUGCAUCGACAUCUCUAUGAUCCUCGCCGAGGCCAUCCGCCGUACCCACAACGGCGAAUCGGUCUCCUACCUCUUCUCCCACGUGCCGAUUUGC
Messenger RNA from Mesorhabditis spiculigera, 3870 nucleotides. NCBI's taxonomy places the organism in Eukaryota, Metazoa, Nematoda, Chromadorea, Rhabditida, Rhabditidae. The record is from the annotation of a GenBank genome assembly.